AUGUAUUUACCGAACGAAUGUGUAGAAUGCAUUAUAAAACACUUUGAUGAAAAUGAUAUCAAAACUUUAUAUUCCGCCACUUUAGUGAAUCGUAAUUGGUGUAAAAUUAGCAUGAUUCGACUAUGGAAAAUUCCUUUAUCAUCAAAUUCAUCAAAUUCAACUAAUUCUCCAAGUAAUUCUUCAAAUACUCAUAAAAUAAUUACAGUAUUACUAUCAUUUCUUGAUAAAGAAAGUAAAGAAGAGUUGAAAAUUUUAGCAAACCGGUUUUAUAUACCAAAAGAUACUUUAAACCUUUAUCCAAAAUUACAACGUGAUUUAAAAAUUCCUCUUUAUCAUUUAAAAAUACCUGAUACACCUCAUUUAUUUGAAUAUCCAAAAUAUAUUGAGAGAAUUAAUUUCGUGGAUUUGGUUGGUUUAGUAAAUAAAUGGGUGAAUAAUUUAUUAAAUGAAUUACUCUCAACAUCUUCAAUGUCUCUUAAUUUUUAUUUAUACAAGUGUUUAAAUGGGUGGGAAUAUAUUCGUUAUAUAACAAAUCAAACAAAUUUUCGUUGUCCUUUUAUUCAAUUUGAUAAAAAGCCUCAAGAAUUUUUUAAGUUUUUGCUCGAAUCUUUAUUUCAAGUAUUGAUUAAAUAUUCUCAAAUCGAUACUCUCUCUAUAAUUAAUAUUUCAAAUACACAACCCCUUAUUCUUCAAUUAGAUAAAUAUUUACAAAAUGAUGAUAUUAACAAGAGAUUAUUAUUAAAUUUAAAUUCUUUUGAUUUUUGUCAAACCAUCAAUUCAAGAAUAUUUAUGAAAUUAUCGGAAUUGGUUCGUGAUACGAUUACGACCAUAUCAAUAUUCAUCAUACCCGAAGGAUUAGGUGUUGAUGAAGGUGAAAAUAUGGAUCAUGUAAUUAGUUUUAUUAAAUCACUUCGUUUUCUUAAAUCCGUCUCAUUUAUCGGUUACAAUAAUACAAAUGCUACACAGAUAAUUCUCUCUUUACAAAAACAUAGUUCUACUUUAACCACACUUAAACUUACUUUAUGUACGAUCGAUGAUGAUGCGAUUAAAUGUUUGUCAAGAUGGGAUCAUUUACAAGAAUUGAUUUUUCAUCAAUUACAUUUUAUAUUCAACAAUGACCUUUCUUCAACGAUCAAAUCCGAAGACAAAAUCUUUCCUAAAUUAAAAAUUUUAAAUUAUGUGGAAUACAGUUCAAAAAAUUCACUUAUCGCUUGGAUCAUACAAAAUAAUGGUUAUAAUUUAACCCACCUGGAUAUUCAUACAAAUAUAGAACGAUGUAUAAAAAUAUUUGAUAUAAUAUCAAAAAAUUGUCCUUCACUUAUUUCUUUAACCACCCCAAUAACCGAGCAAAGAGAUUUUACUGCUUUAUUUUCUAUCCUUGAGCAUUGCAACCAAUUGAAAAGAUUAUUUAUUUAUGAAUUUAACAUCAUAAAUAUUAAUGAAGAUGUUUUAUCUUCUUUUAUUGAAAUUAUACCUGAUUCUUUAUUAUAUUUGAAAAUUAAUAAAUUCGAAUUUUCUCAAAUUAAAUUAGGUAAAUUAAAAAAUUGUAAGAUUAUUUUUGAAGUUUUAUUAGGUAGAAAUUCUUUAACUGUAAAAGAAUUUUUUUCUUUAAACAAUUUAUCUAUAAAUAUUGGAAGGUUUAAAUAG
Messenger RNA from Funneliformis geosporum, 1647 nucleotides. Lineage: Eukaryota; Fungi; Glomeromycota; Glomeromycetes; Glomerales; Glomeraceae. The record is from the annotation of a GenBank genome assembly.